Molecule: messenger RNA, 477 nt
Organism: Acyrthosiphon pisum (pea aphid)
Lineage: Eukaryota; Metazoa; Arthropoda; Insecta; Hemiptera; Aphididae
Product: translation initiation factor IF-2-like
Exons: 2
Coding region: 16-390 (124 amino acids)
Source: RefSeq, a predicted model, not a curated record
UCUAAAAAUAAAAACAUGAAUCCCUCCGCCGUAACAUUGAUUGUCGUCACUUUGGUCUUGUGCGGAAUUUUCAUUCAGAGUAUUGAGGCAAAAACAGCUUUCCAGGCCGAAACACCUGACGCCGCCAAAGCAGCCGCCACACCCGCCGCAGCCGCUGGAGGCGCCGGAGACGCAGCACCGGACGCCGGCGCAGCACCUGACGCCGGCGCCGGGGCCGCCGGAGCCGCCGAAGCUCCGAAGGCCGAAGCCCCAGCCCCCGCCGUUCCAGGCAACGGCACAGGAAACGCCACCGGUCCUGCCAACGGUUAUCCAUCUCUCACCGGGUCUGCGGUGCAGUGCGCCGUAAUAUCCAUCCUGGUGUCGGCGAGGAUGUUCUACCAGACGGUGUGAUUAUGAUUAUGACAAUGACGAGAUAACGAAAAAUUUGUACCUACUUAUAACGCCAUAUUACGGCCAAUAAAGAAAAAUAAUUAAAUA